AUGGCAAAGAGGAAAGGGAUGCCGAAAGACCUGCAGUCCGUCAAGCUGAAGCAGGGCGAAACAGCGUUCCGGUCAGCCGACCUGGGCUUUAGCGGUUCUCUCCCGGCCAUGGUGUGGCGAGACAAGCGCAACAUCCGUAUGCUCUCCACCAUGCAUACGGCAGACAUCCGUGGCUCCUGCAAGCAAGACAGGACAGGGCAGGAAAAGCAGAAACCGACCUGUGUCAUCGAGUACAACACCCUGAUGGGGGGCGUUGACAAGAGCGACCAACUAGCAGCAAAUCAUCCAGCAACUCAUAAGUCCCUCAAGUGGUACAAGAAGCUCCUCUUCUCCCUGCUCAACUUGACGCUGGUGAACAGCUAUGCCGUGUACCUGGCCAUUGGUCACCACCUCUCCUUCCUCGACCGCUUGAGUCUUGUCCGUGAGCUGCUGUUUGACGAGCCCUUGCCCGAGUACCGCCCUCAGCACGAUACUCCACCAGUCAACAACUCCGGCUUUGUCGGCCGACACUUCCCCGUGGACUUUGAGAGGACCAGUUAUGGCGACUUCCGCCACCGGCGGUGUGUCCUCUGCACUUCCCGUGGUCUGCGAAAGAAGACACACUUCGAGUUCGAGUGCGACACGUGCCACCAGCCCCUCUGCGUCGCCCCCUGCUUCAAGGAGUACCGUACUGUCCACUAA
Messenger RNA from Acanthaster planci (crown-of-thorns starfish), 681 nucleotides. Its product is annotated as piggyBac transposable element-derived protein 4-like. NCBI's taxonomy places the organism in Eukaryota, Metazoa, Echinodermata, Asteroidea, Valvatida, Acanthasteridae. The record is from RefSeq and is a predicted model, not a curated record.